UCCAGCUCUGCAGAAACCACUGAUGAUACCAGCAGAACUGAGGCUUGGCGAGAGAGCUGAUAUCAUAUGCACCCUCAGAAGAGGAGAUCUACCUGUGACAUUUAGGUGGUACUUUAAUGGCAGGGAGAUCAGAGGAGAGGAACUUGGGAAGGUUACAUCGUAUGAUGUUCGUUCUUCCGUCUACCUGAUGGACAAACUACGAGCGGAAAAUGUCGGUAAUUACACAUGCAUGGUAUCCAACGCUGCUGGUUCUGACACAGCGUCUGGCCAACUUUUGGUAGAAGUUCCGCCGGUGUGGGUUGAAGAGCCAAGAGACAGCGAGGUGGUGCUAGGUUCGCAGGUGCUCCUCACCUGCGCAGCUACAGCUCAUCCCCCUCCCCGCAUCACCUGGAGGAAGAUACAAGGCGAGAAUGGCGGAGGAGCUACUCCUGGAGUGAGUAGCAGUGAAGAGGGAUCAACAUUUCUUUACUCUAGCCCUCGAUGGGUUGUGUCUGCCAAUGGGUCCUUAUUAAUCAGCAAAGCACAAGAGACGGAUGCAGGAUUGUAUGCAUGUCAUGUUGAAAAUGGAAUUGGACCAGGCAUCAGCAAAAACAUUGCGCUCAAAGUGAAUGUGCCGCCCAAAGUUUCAGUGCCCAAAGGUCAACUAGCAAUCCGUAAAGGAGAAGCUGCACGUUUGGCCUGUGACGUCACCGGCAAUGGGCCAAUCAACGUCAAGUGGGUCAAGAAACAAAACGUCAUCGAAAUCCAUCCAGGAUCUAGAUUCGAAGGAAAUCAAAGACGUAGUGGUACUUCGGCAUAUUCGAAGCAAGAACAGUACACAUUUGAACUCUUGGUGAGGGAUAGUCAACAAGCUGACGGGGGAACGUACUACUGCAUCGCAAGAAAUGACUAUGGGGAGCACAGAGCUGAGAUCACUCUGGAUGUUUUAGAGCCGUCCUCAUCGCCGAGGGGAGUGAGGAUCACGGAAAUCACGAGCCGUUCCACCCGUGUCUCCUGGCAGCCCCCUCUGCCCAGAAACAGUCCUGUCCUGAAAUAUCACGUCCGGUACUGGAAGAAUGGAGGAAUUGCUGGUAAGCAAUUGCACCAAGUGGUUCUUGGUGGCAGCGAAACAUCAACGUACCUAGAAGGUUUACACCCUGGAACUUCGUACUCCGUACAAGUACUUGCAGAGAAUGGCGUCGGUCUCAGCGAACCAUCUCAGCUCAGGCACGUGCAGACAAAGGAGGAAGCUCCUAGUGGAGCCCCGACAGAUGUCCAUGCUCAUCCAAUAGGGUCCAAGCAGAUUGAAGUCACAUGGAAACCUCCUCCAUCCGAAUCAUGGCAUGGUGUACUGAAAGGAUACUAUUUAGGGUACAAAGUCACCUCUUCCCCCUUGGCGUACGUGUACCACACGACAACGGAUCCAACUGGACGUCGUUUUCGCAUUAAAGGCCUCCAGAAAUCAACAUCCUACAGCAUUGUGGUGAAAGCUUACAAUGGAAUAGGAUCUGGCCCAGAGUCGCAACCUGUUGAAGUGAAGACGAGAGAAAGUGACCCACCUUAUCCUCCGAGUUUUGUCAUCACCGAUGUGACAUCCUCCAGUGCUUUGGUCCAAAUGAAAUCAGAAGACAUGUCUCCAGUCUUGCAAUACAUCCUAGAAUACCGUCGGCACAAUGAAGAAUGGAACCCAAUCCACGUUCCGAGAGACAAAUCCUCUUUUCAACUGAGUCGGCUGGACAAUUCCAUGACGUACGAAGUUCGGUUGGCGGCUUACAACGAGCAUGGUAGAGGUGAAUUCUCCUCCGCUUUGGCUUUCACAACUACAGAACGAGAAACAAAUAUCGGAUUUCGAUCGUCGGAAGAAGAUGUACCAUUCUAUUUCCGGCAUUACUUCGUACUCCCAGUGGCAGCUUCUGUGGUCGUUAUAGUUACCACUGUUGUGUUCGCAUGGGUCUGCUACAAAAGAGUAGUUUUCAGGCAACACAGGCAUUUAGUUUUGCAACAGCAGUUAGCAGGGCACCUACCAGACGGACAAUUAACGAUCCAUCGUGAUGGUUACAUACGACCUCCGACGUACAGCCCACCAUCCACAAGACAUGGAGUAGUGACUUCCACAUCCAUAGUAGGCAUCCUCAACCCCGAAGAUGGUUAUGAUGCUCCUUGGGAUGUCAAAAAAGCGCAACAACAGCAGCAGCAACAACAACCACAUCCACCUGACCCGCAAUCUGGGAGUUACACUCGUCUGAAAAACAGGCCACCGAGUGGCGAAAUAAGAAGACUCAGCAACACAGAGAGUAGCUGCUGAAUUAAACAUUUCAGAAUUUAGAAUGAUUUUUUGCGUAAUUUAAGAUGCAAAUAGAAUACUGAACGUACACUUCAAACAAAUAUUAUUAGAUAUAGAAGAUUUUUAAGAAACGUAAAAUUGAAAACAAAAUUAACUGAAAAUAAUAAUGGCAAUUUUCAAACAAAGUUUCAAAAGCAUUAUUGCUAUCAUGACAAAUAAGUGACAGUUUGUAUAACUUGGAGGACGGAAAGACGCGGGACUUUAAGCCAUUUUAUUUGAUUUCUUAGAAUUUCAAAAGAGCUCUAGUAAAAAGGAAACAAGUAGGUUGUUAGAUUUUCCUUUCCAGUAAAACGUUGGAUUUGUGGGAAGGGAAACUCAAGUACUGAGUAAAUCAAAACCUUCUUCUUUAAAAUUUUAUUAUUUUAUUGCUAUGCCAAAAGAGCAAACAAUCGAUAAUUUCCUAUGCAUUAUUAUUACCCUAAAAGAGCAAACAAUCGAUAUUUUCCUAUGCAUUAUUAUUACCCUAAAAGAGCAAACAAUCGAUAAUUUCCUAUGCAUUAUUAUUACCCUAAAAGAGCAAAUAAUCGAUAUUUUCCAAAAGUCUUUUGCUUCGAAAGAAAUAUCUUUCCUGCGCUUUCAUGUUUCUUUCUGAUCAUUUUGCUGCUUCUUAAUUUACAAAUAAGUUUAAGGAAUUUCUUUGAGCGCAUUUUCUUUAAAACAAUAAUAAGGAAACUAGGACCUAGUUUUGUAUUUUUAAAUUUAUUUUCAAAAGAACUUUUGAGGAUAUAUUAUUUUUUUGUGAAUAAACUUUUUAUAUUAUUAAUCACAAGAUAUAAACAUAAAUAGCUUGAUGCAUUGUUUGAAGUAAGUUCGUUCUUUUUAUCUAGAAGAUAAAUUUUAUAUGAUCUUGAAUGCUUCGAAAAUCGCAGCAGAAGUUCAAAAGUUUAGCAUUCUCAGACAGUAAACUAAUUCGAUAUAUUUUACAUAAAAAGGGUAUCUGUGAAUGUUAUGGAAGAUCCCAUCUAGUUAAUCCAUACAUUUGUAGAAUUAAAUGUUGUUUCUUUUGUUAAAUUGAAUAGAAAUAAGAAUCAAGAUUAUAACAUUUUCCAUGUUUUCAAAAUUUCUUUUAUAAAUGUUUUCAAAAUGUAUUUUAUCAUACAUAGUAUCAAUAUGGCGUACUAAAAAGCGUUCUUUUUAAUUAAUGUCAUUCGACUUUUUAAUUUUAGUUUGAAUGCGUAAAUUUAAUAAUUGUGAAACUGUAAAUAUUUUGAGCAUAAAAAUUCUGAACUUUACGUACUGUUAAAUGUUGUGCCAUUACAAUGUUAUUCAAAGGCCAUGUGGAUUCGAGCAGUAUGAUUCAGUGAAACAAAAUGCUGUACUGUUUGUCUUUACGUUUCUAAAAUGCUUUAAAGUUACAAAAUCUCGUUAAUAUGUUUAAAAAUGCUUUUUAAAAAUUUUUACAAAAUUUAGGGAAUAUUCUGUUGAAAAAUCAAAUAUAUUUCUGUUACAUGAUUUGUUGCUAAAUAAUUCGAAGGAAGAUGUAAAAGCUAUUUUGCUGCCAAAUAAGGUAGCCUUUUUUUUGCAAAAGUAGAUUGUGGGUGAGAUUAAAUAUAUAACUGUAACAAAUUAGGAUUGGUGACUAUGUUAUAACCUAAAAUUUUUAAUUUUCGAAAUAUAUUAGCAACAAGCUUCGGAUCUUUUUAUGAAUUCUGGCAUUUCUUUUUGCAUUUUAUUUGUCAAAAUUUAAUCUGUCAAUGACAAAAAGAAUAUUUUGUGUUAUAAGGUAAUUUAAAUAAAAUUAGCUGAAUAUUUUCCGUUAACCAAAUAUCAAGAUGUUUUCUAAUAAUUUUUAUUAGAACUUUUCAAUAUUUGUAAGCACCAAAAUUAACUAUUAAUCAAUACUGAAAUAAUUUACUCCAUCUCAAAUUUCUUUUCGGAAGAAGCGAAUUCUGUUAAAAAAAGUUCACCAUUUCAGAAUUCUAGGCAAACUAGAAAUAUCUGUUUCACGGCUUACUUCUUUUGCAGAUUCUAAUUAUCUAGAGUGCCAAAAUUUGUAAAUAACUUAAAAUAAUGUUACUAAGUGUUUUUGUUAAUGAACUAGGUCUUCCCAUGGUAACUUUGCAGAGGAACUCUGGAUGAUGUUACCUUUAAAAAGCUCUUAAUGAGCUCAAUUUUAGACGGCCUUCUCGGGAAGAAGUAAACAACUUGCAAAACGAUUAAAUGGAGUAAACUGCGUGAUGUUGUGUUCUCGAACAAUUUUCCAGAAUAGAACGUAAUUUGUAUAUAGCAUUUCUUAUAAAUAAAAUCUGUCCUAUAAAUACGUAACUUAAUUUUAAGAGAAAGUUUUUCAUUAUAAUAUUCAUUUAAAAAUAAAUUUCUAAACUAAAUCUUACGAAAAGAAAUCGCUAACAUUUUUCGAUAUUAUAAUUAAUCUUUUUUAUUCUACUGCAGAACUUAGCAUUUCAGUAAAACUAUGCGUAACAGAGUUCUACAAGGUUUAGGUUAAUAUUUUAUUAAUUUAAAUAUACUUGCUUAUUUAUCGUUCACUCAAGAACUAACUAAUAGUAAGCAUAGCCAAGUAAAUUCAAGCUAAGUUAUUAUUACGAUUAUGACUGGUGAAGAUAGGAAGCUUAUUUUGCAAUUUAAUGAAGCAGCCUACACGGUCCAAACAGAUGAUCUCGAUUUAAAUCACAGAAGCUUCAUAUAAGGCGUCUAGAACUUAAUAAAGAUACUUGUGAUUAACCACUCUGACUAUCAUCAGCUUUUAAAUUAAACUCAAACAUAGGUACUUGCUAUUCAAAGGCGUUGUGUCAGAUUGUUUGAGAAACCACCGAGUUCAGACAUAGACAAUAACAAAAGCCAGGAUUUCUGCAUGAAAUUCAUUCAACUGGCAAAAAGUUAUCUAUUAACUGUCCUCUUUCUUUGGCUCUCCAUCUACAGUUAGACGUCUAUUUUUCUUAAAUACCAACUCUAUUUGCAUACUUAUGGGAAAACACCGAGUUGGAAAAGAAAAUUAAAAGAAGCAAAAUUGAACCUAAGAAUAGAUCCAUCAAAUUAAAACCUUACCAUCUGUAAAUAAUAAAAUUUUUAUGAACCACUGAUUUUUUUUAAUAUCAGUAAAUUUACUCGACUAAAAAUUUGCAUUUUUUAUUACAAGAAUUUUUUCCCAUCACUAAACAUGUGAAUUACGCUAUUUAAUCUCUGGUGGACUCAGUUUCUACUUUAAAAUUUAACUGCGUCAUAUAAUUUUAAAUUCAUUCAAGAGAUGAGCAUGAAAAAAAGUUUUCAUAAGCUUAUUAAAAACGAUAUGCAUAAAAAUAUUUAUAUAAUUUACUAUAAAUUAAAAUUCUGUAUUGAUUCAAGUAUUUUUCUUACAAACUUCCUGGCAUAACAAUAGUAAUUUAUUAUGUAAAUUUUAGUAAUUAAUAAUAGUAAUCAUAAUCAGCUUAUUAAAAGCUUUUUAUACAAUUUGAUAUGAAUUUCGUCAUUCCUAGUUGGGUCCAAAUCUAUCGCUACAGGAAUGAAAAACACACAUUGUACGCAGACUCCAUUUAUUCUUUCAAAUGCAAACUGUAGGUAGUCCGAUGCGUAUAUCGGUUUCAUACAUAUGGACGGUUUCUAUACGAUUUCCGUAAACUCACCAGUUUUUUAAUUCCUUGCACAAAGUAUUAUUCCAAUGUUGUAAAUUUGUUCUCUCGCGUUUUCGUUACUUUUAUAAUUUUGAUACUGACUUUAAUGGAAUGUUAUAUAUGAAGUGACCAAAACUUGGGAACAAACAUAUCGGUGAUUCUUCAAUUAAACCAUAUACUAUUUUUUAAAUAAAUGUAAUGCUGUUUCAAUGCUGUCUGAUUAGUAGUGAUAUUAGUUAAGUUUAAUAGCUUAUUAAAUAAAGACCUAUUAAAUUUCUCAUUUUUUUAUCAUGCGUAUAUUCAUCUACACAUGGAUGAAAACCCAAAAAUCAAUUUAAUUUCACAAAAAUCAUUCAGAUAUUUAGCUUUCUUUGUCAUUUAAAAUUUUAGCUGCAUAAGGUAUUUUCUUCCUCCUUUCAGCAUGGCCUUCGUGUAAGGGUAACACACU
Stegodyphus dumicola is the source of this 6340-nucleotide messenger RNA. RefSeq names its product cell adhesion molecule Dscam1-like. Gene Ontology annotation, molecular function: protein binding. The record is from RefSeq and is a predicted model, not a curated record. NCBI's taxonomy places the organism in Eukaryota, Metazoa, Arthropoda, Arachnida, Araneae, Eresidae. Gene Ontology annotation, biological process: cell-cell adhesion.